CACGGGACUAUGUAGCACGAGCCCUGCACUCGACACUCGGGUCACGCUUGGACACGCGAUCGUCGCGCGUAACGCACGCUCGUUGUUACGAACGCCUGGUCGCCACCGCGGCCGGUGCGAGUCAUUUUCCUGCGAACCCUGGUGACCCUCGCCAUCGUUUCUCUCGUCCCCGUGAGCGAACAGCGACGAGCCGCGAGGGAGGUCAAGGCGAGUCCGGCGAACUUCUCACGAUCAGUCCAAGGCUCGACGUCAUCGAACAACGCGGCGGUCUUCUCUGCCACUGUCACGGCGGUUUCCCUCGAAUCGUCCGGUUCCCAGGACUCACGCUUGUUCGCGUGGUCGUCGUCGUCGUGGACUCGGUCGUGCGCGGACUUUCUCGCGAACCUGCGGUACGACGCUUGACGUCGAGUGCGACGGUGUGCGCGACGUGGUCGACCAUAAAAUCGAGACUCGGUCUCUCUAGCUGAUCAUGGAUUGGAGAGUGGGUCUGUUCCUCGGCUGUCUGCUCGUAAACGACGCGGUCUCGCUCCGGAUGCUGGAGCUGGUGGUUCCCCAGCACGUGGUCCGGGGUCAGAACAUCAGGUUGGAGUGCAACUUUGACCUGGACGGUGAGGCGUUGUACUCGGUGAAAUGGUACAAAGACGGGAACGAGUUCUAUCGAUACGUGCCGCAGGACAGGCCGCCCGUGCUCGUCUUUCAGCUGCCGGGUGUCACGGCGAACAUUCACAAUUCUACCGAGAGGUCGGUCGUACUCUAUUCCGUCAACCUGAUGAGCACCGGAAGAUACAGAUGCGAGGUGUCAGCCGAGGCGCCGUCCUUCCAAACGGUCUCCGAUCACUCGGACAUGCUGGUAGUGGCUCUACCGGAAGACGGGCCCGUUAUCACCGGCAGACCGGGGAGGCCUCGUUAUCAGGUCGGUGACGUGGUGCGGUUCAAUUGCACUUCGGCCAAGUCGAAGCCAGCUGCCAUGCUCAGCUGGUUCAUCAACGGGGAGCCCGUCGACACGCAAUACUUGAGGGGGCCUCACAUCGUAGAAGUGGAUCGCGAGGGUCUGGAGACGGCGGUGCUGGGUCUGGAGUUUCGUCUGCGUACGAAGCACUUCAAGAGGGGUGACUUGAAGAUCAAAUGCCUGGCGACGAUAGCGACCGUAUAUUGGAAAUCGAACGAGCUCAGCAUAGAGGGUGAAAGGCCCCUCAAGAUGCCGGUCAUGGAGAGCAGGGAGACAAGGGCGCAAGGCCACACGCACGCGGAACAUAUCUUAGGUGGAAGCGGAAGCAUCGCGCUGGUACCCUGCUGCGCCUUGCUGGUAACGACGAGUCUGUUGAUUCUGCGAUAAGGAGACCAAGUGGGACCGCCGACGCCGCCGCCGCCGCCGCUUUUCGAGCUCAUCCUUUUUCCGGCCUCUGCAUCGUGCGGCGCGCAACGCGCGGGAGCACCCCGUGCACUCAAUUAUCCGUGUUGUUUCUAUUUUUUAUAAUCGCAGUCAUCGGAAUCGGUCGGACGACCGGUACCGUAUUCUUAACGACCGACGUUCGUCGGCACGUUAGAACGUUAGGGGAUGAACGUGUAAAUUCGUACUUAGGGAAGCAAUUCCUAAAUCUUUACGUACCUUCGACCGACCUUUGUACACUUUAUACUUUCAACGUUCCCUCCCACCCGUGUUCGCGUCGUCGAGUAUGUUACAUAGCACGUGUGCGUGUUCCAAGAAAUUUCCAAUUGUCGUUUCUUCAUUGUCGUUUUCUAAAGAAGGUGCGCAACGAUUUACAAGACCGUGUGAAAGGUAAUUCGAAAGAUUUUUAUCCCGAAUUUGAGUGAGUAGCUUCCAUCGGAAGUGUCCGUCAUCUUCGGACUCUCCACUAAUUUUCACCUUUCGUACUUUUCCUUUCCCCCUUGUCCUCGUCCGUUUUACCGCUAGGAAAGGGCUCUCCUUUCGAUUCCCAGCGAGAGGACGGCCGAAUAACAUUUAUAUUCUAAUCGAAUCCGCGUUGCGUGCGUGUUCUGCAUGUGUCUGCGUGCGUGUGUGUGUGUGUGUGUGUGUGUGUUUCUAUCGUUCGGUCAAAGAGAACCGAGAACAAUGAACGUUUCUCUUUCGUCGUAGCUUUUAUCGAUCUAGUCGCUAUUAAUCAAUCGCAGAGGUACAUAAUAAUACGUUAUCCUAGAAAUUACGAGUCCGCGUUCGCGCGCGGCGGGUGUGUUUUACCAAAGAACGUUUCGAAGCGUCUCGCACGCGUUAACAUAGACGGACAAGCAACAUUCCUGUCGUCGGAUCGUAUUACGAGCGUAAGAGCGAACAACGGGCGCCGCGUAGUCCUAAGGUAUUUUCCAAGGAAGAUCAUUCUGUAUAUAUGUACAUAAAUUUAUUGAAUCUGA
Ceratina calcarata is the source of this 2370-nucleotide messenger RNA. RefSeq lists its product as uncharacterized. The record is from RefSeq and is a predicted model, not a curated record. Lineage: Eukaryota; Metazoa; Arthropoda; Insecta; Hymenoptera; Apidae. Bases 470 to 1336 code for a protein of 288 amino acids. The transcript has 6 exons. Gene Ontology annotation, biological process: motor neuron axon guidance.